Messenger RNA from Porites lobata, 5530 nucleotides. Lineage: Eukaryota; Metazoa; Cnidaria; Anthozoa; Scleractinia; Poritidae. The record is from the annotation of a GenBank genome assembly.
AUGUACUUAACAAAUUCCUUCUCUCUCCUCCAGAUGAUUAUCACAGCAGGAAAUUUAUCUGAAAGUCAAAAUGCUUUAGAACUUGCCAGAACAAAUGGUAGCUAUUUUUUAUUACUCUCUCAAAGUUUUCUCUUUGCUGUCGUGCGCUGUCUUCAUGAUCUCUUGCCUCCUUUAUUUCUUUUUCGUGUAGCAUCUUUUCACUGCACUGUUGGUUGCCACCCGACACGUUGUAGUGAAUUUGAACAAGAUGGACUGGAUCCAAGUGAUUAUCUUCAUCAACUGAUUACUAUCGCUCAGGACAAUAAAGGAAAAGUGGUAGCUGUUGGUGAAUGUGGUUUAGGUAAGGGAUCACCAAAGUAGAUUUUUUUCAGGAUAUGCACAGUGCCAGGGUGCGACCCAGUUAACGUGAACCUAAACCCUAACCCAGUUGUAACAGCAGCGACCAAACCUCCUGUGAUCGAGCACCGAUCUCUAAUGUGGAGAAUCACAUAUGAUCGCUUGGUGACAGAGGACUAUAGAGAGUUAGCUUGCCUUCAAACUCAUUAAUAUGUACGAUUUGGGUGCCAAGAAUCAGUAAAGGGGAACUAGAACCAUUUGUUGGACAAUGACAGCAACAGGAAAUAGAACUUGCAUAAUUACGUUACGACUCAGCGUUUUGAACUCACAGGCGGGUUAGCGCUUAUUUCGUCGACAACUUAAAUGAACCAAUAAAGACAUUCAUCGACCUAGGAAUAACUAGAAAACCUGUCCAACGUGUUAAUCCACAGCAUUUAAGAACAAAAGCAAAAAUUAAAGCAAGAAUAUAUGAUAUCAUCGACACUAAUGUAUUUCAAGAUAACAAUUUCUCAAAAAUGAGGCCUUGUUGGUACUCUCAGAAGCAUAUUAUAUGCUUCUGGUGCGCUCCACACUACUACCAGUAGAUAUUAUAAUUUUAUAACUUGAUGACAGAAAUGUGAUGGUGAAUUUUAAGUCUAGUGAAUAGUUGAGAAAGAUGUUUUUCAGCCAGUGACGGAGGCAGUUCGGAAGAAACCUAGUUUAUUGGUCUUAGCUCCCACGAGUCUCCUGUGGCUCAAUGGUUGAGCAUCUGGACUGAGUAACCAAACGGUGAUAGGUUCGACUCCAGUACUCAAAUUUUUCCUUUCGAGCCGACUGUUUGAAUGACUGGAAACAUCUCUCUCAUAUGUAAUGUAAGUAGCAUAAUUAUAACAUUGAAGUAGUAUUACUAUUUCAAAGAAGGUAAUUUAGCUUGCUAGUAAGCUUCUUUUAAUUUUAUUAAAUUCAGCUUUAGAGUGAGCCGGAGAGGAUACAAACAAAGAAUAUCAAUGAAAAGGUUUUUACAACUUUGUCAUUGAUAAAAUGGUGCUUUUACAGUUGUCAGCUUUGUGCCAUUGGGACACCUCGGUACUUCCUGUGUAUAUAUCAUAUAUAAAACAACUCUGCAAACAGCCACGCAAUAAGCCGUCUCUUAUAUACCGAGAUAAGCAAAGUUAACAUAAAUAGUUUCUGCUACCUUGUCAAAAGGUUUAAAGUAAGCGCGAAGUAUACGUCGCUACUAUGGAAACCCAGUUUUGAAGUCAACUCUUUUGUUCUUUUUUGUUUGUCAGAUUAUGACCGUACUCAUUUUUGUCCAAAGGAAAUUCAGUUAAAGUAUGUAAAGUCCACUGUCUUGGUAACCACUGUGCUUCAUAACUACUUGUAUCAGUAGAGCCUGUGUUUCAAGUUCAUUUCCUUAUCUCAAAAAGGGCUUAUAUGAUUUUUUGUGUUAGCUGGUUCGUCCUCACAAUAGUUAAAAGUAUCAACCAGAUAAUCUUUCUCAAACUGAUGAAAACUGAAAUAAUCAUAUGUAGCUUUCCUUGCGAGUCCCAGGUUAUCUAAUGUUCCAUACCGGUAACGCGGAGGUCACGGGUUCGAAUCCCGUUGAAGCUUUGAUUUUUUCAGGCUUCUUCUUUCCAAUUGCUUAAAUUGGAAAAUUCACUGCGAUGAUCAUUCUUUACUUUCGUUCCAUGCGGUGUUUGAAGAAGGCAUACUUUGCCUGUAUAUGUAUCUUUAAUUGCUUUUUUUCUUUUUGCUUUGCAUUUUAGAUAUUUUGAGAAACAGUUUCAAUUAGCUGAAGAAACUAAACUGCCAAUGUUUUUACAUUCGAGAAGUGCACAUCAAGAUUUCAUCGGUAAGUUUUAAAUCUACAAAGAGGGAAUAAUGCAGCCGCAACUCAGCGAGCCGCCUUCCUUUUUUAGAUCCAUAUGCUCUUUCGAAAUAAGCCCGCAUUCAAUGCGACUGAAGUUGAGUUUGGUUAAUCAGCAAAACUGAAAAAUAUCUCUAUAAAAUUCAAAUUUCACAACAUAAUAUUUGUAACGUAAGCUUAAUUCUACGACAUUAUUGUAAGUGGGUUAUGACGCAUAUAAACUAUCAGCAUGCAGUGAAAUGGAACCGUCAGCCUCUUCCCGGAGGUUUUAACUUACAUCUUGGACCACCGAUGCGUCUAGUGAUGCCUGGGUGUAAGCUUUCAAGAUGGCAAUUACACUUAAUGUAGAAGGUCUUGCCAGGAAAUACUAAAAAUAUGUAUUUUAGAAUAACUUAUAAUAUAUAACUUUUAAUUUCAUCCUUUGCAUUUGUAUGAUAAGAAUAUGUGAAAACUUCAAGUGUUAAAUUACACCUUGCCAUAAUUUUGGACAUGUCAAAUUCGGAUGAAGUAAUAAAGUUCAGUUGCAUUAAGGAUCCCAUGAAAUAUUUUCUUUACUUUUAGUGUAUUUGGAAAGAUACAGAUGUCGCUGCAGAAACCGUUUAAAAUUAAGUUUACACUAUGAGGAGUUUUUCUAGAUUUACUACAGAUUUAUUAGGUUAUACAGAAUCCCAAGCGUAUACACACAUCAUUUAAUCCGACAGUAUUAAAUUCGGAUACAAAAUAUUUACUUUAAGCCCCGUGCAAACGGACGCAACAUUGUUGGCUAACAAACUCCCAACAAUGCUGCUUGCAUGUUGUGUCUGUUUGUACGCCCUGUUGCAUGUUGCUGCGUGUUGUUGGGAGUUGUUGCGCAAAGUUUGAAACCGAUCAAACUUUUAGAUACGUCCAAACGGACGCAACAACUCCCAACAAUGUUGCGUCUGUUUGCACGGGACUUAUGAUUUCGCCGGCGAUAUCGAAAUCUGGGGCUUUCUGCAAAACGAACCCGCUACAAAAAUGCUCUGAAUUAUGUUAAACCUAGCCAAAUAAGUUGUUGUUGUUUGGAGAAUUUAAACGUCAAUAUUUUUUUCUCAAGUUUAGUUUACCUUUGGCGUGUCAUCAAAUAAUCUACUAUUUCAUUAGUGCGAUGUAUCUUAUUUCUUUUUUAUGAUUUUAUUAGAUAUAAUAAGACGAAAUAGGGACAGAUUUGUUGGAGGAGUGGUGAGUUGGCAUUCUUCACCAGCGAUACAAUACACUAUCCUACAACUAAAGAAAGCGCCCAAGGAUUGUUAGUGAAGUAAAAAGAACAAAAACAAAUUUCGAUAGGCUAAAAAGGAAGGACAACAAUGGAAUUGUGGGAAAAGACAGAGAAGAGGAAGGGAAAGGACUUCAUAGAAAUGUUCAUGUUUCGAGUCUUGAUGCAUAAUUGCCUUUAUCUUCAUUACCAUGCACAACUUGCUCAGAGAAUGAAUGAAUGAAUGAACGAAUGAACGAACGAACGAACGAACAGGAAAAAAGAGUAAUACCUGUCUGCAGUUGAAAAUGACUGCGCCAAGGAAAAAAGUAAUAGUUAUUAAUUUUCGGUGAUAGAAGAUUAAACUAAGGCAAAGACCCAUGACGUCGAUGACGUUCUUGACGCAUAAUAAUGUCAUGCACUCUUUACUUCAAACGUGGUGUGAGUUAUGUCCAAUGACCCUGUUAUUUAAUUUUAAGGCUCACUGUUUCACCGGCACAAAGGAAGAGGCAGCUGAUUAUUUGGAUCAAGGUUUAUACAUCGGUAUCACAGGAUGGUAAGUCAGACGCAGUUUUCAACCACUACAGGAUGACGACAUUGUGCUUAACUUUAGGCUAGGGUGUAAACGGUAAAGCUUAUUCCACGUCAACUUCAUUUUCUUGGAUUACUAGUUUACAUUUUAAGCCACGUGGUCUAUUGAAGCAGGGUUCACCUAUCCCUGUUUGUACGCUUUGGUUUGCUCGCUAAGUUCCGUUUUAAGCUGAGCUGCUUAUGCUCAGUCCAGCUAUGUAUAUAUGUCCUUGUAUGAUUUUGCUGGUCAGCGGAUAAAAUCAGGUGCGGUGAAAAAAACUCUAAAAAAAAGGCGUAGUUGGACGCGGGAUCUCUGAUGGCUCCUUGUUCACGUACCUUAUCAGGUUGCAUUUUCAGUUUCUUGAAUGUGGGUGUAAAACGUGAAGGGCGUUGAUUUAUAUCACAUCACAAGUGCUCUGUUUCCAAGAUCAUUUUUGUCUUUUAGUUCGCUGAAAACUGAAGAAAACAUUGAGGCCAUGAAAUCAAUUCCUACCGAUAGAUUAUUACUUGAAACAGGUAUGGUUUUCGUAGAAAGGAUUUUCUUUAUUUAUUUGUCGUGCUAGCUAGUCCAGCCAAACUUUUUGUUGCAGUUAGUCAAUAAUGUUUAUAUUUGUGUUUGCACUGAGCUCUGUGUUGGGCGGUUGCCCUUCCAGUUAAUGGCUAGUAUCUCCAAACUAAGGUUUCAUGAGACAGGCACCUGACAGACAGAUUUUAACGUAUUUUUAGCGUGUAUACAUCUAUCUUUUUCAUUAAUAUCAUUAUUUCGUGUUCAGAUGCGCCAUGGUGUGAUGUACGUCCUACCCACGCCGGUUUUAAGCACAUCAAAACAAAGUUUGAAACCAAAAAGAAAGAAAAAUGGGAGAAGGGACUCUGCGUCAAGGGACGAAAUGAGCCCGCCAACAUUGUGUAAGUACAGCAGGAACUCACUACUUUCUGUUAUAUAAAGUCAUUAGAGUCAUCAUUCCCGGAGACUUAGAGGCAGUCAGUUGGGUCGAGAGAAAAGGCCUGAAGGAAGUUUUAAAGCGUGGGAGCUCCGGGGACGUCAGUAGAGUUAUUAGGCUUUUCAAAGAAAAUGGGAGUCAGGGAACGAGCCCGCUGACUUGUGAUCCUAACGAUUGUGAAAUGCAUAAAGAUGUUAAGUUACUAUUGAAGAAACUGUUGUUUUUUGUGGUUUGUUUGUUUUAUAGUCAAGUCUUUGAAGUUGUUGCGGGAUGCCGUGGAGAAGAUGUGGAAAGCCUAGCUCAAAGUGUUUACGAAAAUACCUUAAAUUUGUUUUUCAGCUAGCAGAUAGUCUUGUUAUACUGUUUUCCACUAGCAUCUGAUCCCACUGAUACUUUGAUCCCCAAAGGACAAAAAUUUUCAGAAAAACGCAUAUUAGGUUACGAGUGAUCAAUACUGCCUGCCUUAUUCGAUCGCGCCCAUCUUGGCUCCAAGAGAGAGACUAACGGCGCUUACAAUUUAUCAGAGCUGGCUGGCCUUACCAGUUUAGUCGUAAGGAGAAUUCCACUAUUGAUCAGGAACUAUUCAGCCAGAUCAGUUUAUUUGUAAAUGGUAUAUUUAUGCAC